This is a messenger RNA of Aspergillus lentulus, 600 nucleotides long. The record is from RefSeq and is a predicted model, not a curated record. Lineage: Eukaryota; Fungi; Ascomycota; Eurotiomycetes; Eurotiales; Aspergillaceae.
AUGACUCGCACCUUAUUUUUCUGUAUUGCAGAAGAGGCUAAGCCUUUCGUGCCUACGGCCUUGCGCGAAUCCAGCACAGACCCGGAAGACCCUCCCUUUCUGUACUAUCUUGUUGAAUCGAAAGACUGUCCCAGCACGGGAGAGGGAUUCAGAACGGGGUUACAAGACGGUGAAUCUUUCGAGUCGGAUUUUAUCAACGCCUCAAAAGAGGAAUGCCAGGACUGGGCAUUAGACAAGUGGCUCCAGCCUGUCAAAUUCAAUUUUAUCGAACCGAGUAUUAUCGCUAUUGCAGAUGAGCGAAGUGCUCGGGAUGGGACUCUGCUUAUGAGCUUCUACUUUGGUGAGGAUGCCCCGGACGAACCUCCUAUGGAGUUUAACGGAUAUGGCCGUCUCCCGCCAAAGGGCAACACCUGGUACGAUUUCAGAAUUCAUCAUAAGGCAGCUCAGUUGUUCCACGCCUCCCUUUUGUUCACUGAACCAGAUAUUUUCUUUCCGAACUAUUUUGGACGACCUGAGAAAUUCACGGAUGAGACUGGCGUUUUCGAUGUGUUGAAAGCGUGGGAGCACACAGAGGAAGAAAGCAGUGACAAGGAUGAGUAG